This is a messenger RNA of Harpegnathos saltator (Jerdon's jumping ant), 1294 nucleotides long. Its product is annotated as short-chain dehydrogenase/reductase family 16C member 6. Lineage: Eukaryota; Metazoa; Arthropoda; Insecta; Hymenoptera; Formicidae. Gene Ontology annotation, cellular component: lipid droplet. The transcript has 8 exons. The record is from RefSeq and is a predicted model, not a curated record. Bases 99 to 1031 code for a protein of 310 amino acids. Gene Ontology annotation, molecular function: oxidoreductase activity, acting on the CH-OH group of donors, NAD or NADP as acceptor.
UCACACUUCUUUUCAUUCGUCACGUAAGUGGAUUGUGAAGCAGUUCUGAUAACAUCGAUAAUACAUCAAGCAAGAUUGCCAGUUGUAACCAGGUAGUCAUGAGUGAGGUCGACAAAACACUAAAUAAUAAAAUACUUCUCUCCAACAUACCAGAAUUCUUGUUUCUCAUAUUAAAAAUCUUCUACUAUAUCUGCGAAGGAGUGUACAGAUUAAUCGUCCCAAGAGAGGAAAAGAGCGUAGUUGGCGAAAUCGUUUUAGUAACCGGUGCAGGUCAAGGAAUUGGGAGAGAAUUAGCAAUUGGUUAUGCGUCUUUAGGAGCGACCGUAGUAUGUUGGGAUAUCAAUAAAGAAAUCAACGAACAAACAGUGGACGAGAUAAAAAAAAUAAGCGAAAGUUCGGUAUAUGGUUAUCGCUGCGAUGUAUCAGACAAAGAUGAAGUUUUCAAGACAGCCGAAAAAGUAAGAAAGGAAGUUGGCGACGUCACUAUUUUAGUCAACAAUGCCGGCAUUGCACCAAUUCAAACAUUCGAGAAUUAUAACACUGAUGAAAUCUCCAAAGUUAUAAAUGUCAAUUUCAUGGCACAUUAUUGGACGAUGAAAGCAUUCUUACCGAACAUGAUCGAAAGGAAUCAUGGUCAUGUGGUAGCAAUUUCAUCAGUAUUAGCACUGUGUGCCGGCCAAUAUGGGACGCUUUACUGCCCUUCGAAAAGUGCAGUACGAGCACUUAUGGAGAGUAUUAGCGAAGAACUACGUAUGUAUACUAAAGGAAAGUCUUCUGUUAAAUUUACUACCAUUCUCCCGGGUUUAGUGACUACCAAUUUGACCAAAAACAUAAGAUUUCCAAGUCUGUUUGGACGUUAUUCACCGCGGGAAGCUGCUUCUUUGAUUAUCGAUGCACAGAGACGAGGUUUCAUAGAAAAGGUUUUUCCUUCAUUCUGGCUGCCGGUAUUCUCGAUUAUAAGACUUCUUCCUAACAAGGCACAAAUGUGUUUAAUAGACCUUUUUCAUUUUGAUGCCGAUAUGGACGAUUGAUCAAUGCCGAAUUUACUAAUAAGCCUCUUCACAAACAUUGAAAUGUCUUCUAGAGUGUGUAUUUAGUAUGUAUUAUAAGUAAGGAACGUAAUGGUGAGAUUUAAACCGAUUGCACAAUAGUUGCUUCUGUUCACCGUUCAACAUUACUACACAAUAAAAAAAUUUGUAUGUUUGUGUUAAAACCCGUACCUUGUUUAACUUGUUAUGUUAAAUUUAUAACAUAAGUUUAUAUGUUAAUUCAACAUAUUAAAUGUGCAACUGAA